Molecule: messenger RNA, 1549 nt
Organism: Brassica oleracea var. oleracea
Lineage: Eukaryota; Viridiplantae; Streptophyta; Magnoliopsida; Brassicales; Brassicaceae
Product: cyclic dof factor 3
Exons: 2
Coding region: 114-1418 (434 amino acids)
Biological process (GO): regulation of DNA-templated transcription
Molecular function (GO): DNA-binding transcription factor activity; DNA binding
Source: RefSeq, a predicted model, not a curated record
GGAUCCAAAUCCCUUCUUUCAACACUUCACCUCCAUAUCUCCCCCAAAUCUCCCAAAAAAAAAAACACACACACACACACACAAAUAUUUAUAGAAAAAAACAUAUAUAAAUAAUGAUGAUGGAAAGUAGAGAUCCAGCUAUUAAGCUCUUCGGUAUGAAAAUCCCUUUUCCGGCUGUUUUUGAACCGACGACGGCGGUGACUCUAGAAGAGGAUUACAGCGGCGGAGAUGAUAAAUCACCAGAGAAGGUAACUACAGAGCAAGGCACUCCAGAGAAGAACAAUAACUGUAACAACAAGAGUCUUAGCAAUUCGAAUGAUUCCAAACCAGAGACAGGGGACAAAGAGGAGGCGACAUCAACUGAUCAGAUAGAGAGCGAUGAGACCAAUCAGCAGACAACAGCAGACGGCAAAACCCUGAAGAAACCAACCAAGAUUCUUCCCUGUCCGAGAUGCAAAAGCAUGGACACCAAGUUCUGCUAUUACAACAACUACAACAUUAACCAGCCUCGCCAUUUCUGCAAGGCCUGUCAGAGAUACUGGACAGCCGGAGGCACCAUGAGGAAUGUUCCCGUAGGUGCAGGACGCCGCAAGCACAAAAGCUCUUCCUCUCACUACCGUCACAUCACCAUCUCCGAGGCUCUCCAGGCCGCAAGGCUCGAUCCGGGUUUACAAUCGAACACACGAGUACUGAGCUUCGGUUUACAAGCUCCUCCUCAUCAGCAGCACGUUGCUCCCAUGACCCCCGUGAUGAAACUACAAGGAGACCAGAAGGUUUCAAACGGAGCUAGAAACGGGUUAGCAGCUCGGAUUGAAAAUGGAGAUGACUGCUCGAGUGGUUCCUCUGUGACUACAUCAGUGGAUGAAACAAGAGCACAAAGCUGCAGAGUUGUUGAACCACAAGUGAACAGCAACAACAACAACAACAACAUGAAUGGUUAUGCUUGCAUCCCGGGUGUUCCAUGGCCAUACACGUGGAAUCCAGCGAUGCCUCAGCCAGGUUUUUACCCUCCACCAGGGUAUCCAAUGCCCUUUUAUCCUUACUGGACCAUCCCAAUGGCACCCCCGAAUCAAUCUUCAUCACCUAUGAGUCAAAAGGGUUCAAGUCCAAACUCUCCCACUCUCGGGAAGCACUCCAGAGACGAGGAUUCUUCAACAGAGCGGAAACGGAGGAACGGGUGCGUUAUAGUCCCGAAAACGUUGAGAAUAGACGAUCCUAACGAAGCAGCAAAGAGCUCUAUAUGGACAACAUUGGGAAUCAAGAACGAAGGUUCAACAUUGGGAAGCAAAGGCGGUAUGUUCAAAGGGUUUGAUCAGAAGACGAACAAGAGUAACAAGGAUCAAACCGAUAACUCUCCCGCUCGUUCUGCUAACCCUGCUGCUCUAUCGAGAUCACUCAAUUUCCAAGAACGGGUUUAAAGAGUUAUAUACGUAUGUAUAUAUAUAUAUAUGUAUGAUUGUUUUGUAUAUACAGUUUAUUGGAGAAUGAGGGUUUUGUGACAUUACUCCUUUUAGUCUCUCACUAAUCCAUCCUCAUGUUUUGUGCUAUC